UGAGACUGAGAGGACAGGCAGCUGGGCUCCUGCCAUAUCUGAUCUUUAUUUAGGGAUUUCAAAGAAAAGGGGGGAAAGGACUAAAGCAGGAGUGUUUGGUGCGUAAAACUGGAUAGGUCGCUCUCCAAAUUGUAGGAGUUCACGUUGAGGCUGAUCGGUUUUAUUUGGAGGUGGGUUUCAGUGCCUCGAAGGAAUAUUUUUUACAUUGUUUGCUAAAGCGCCCAUUGCAGCUCAGCAUUCUUCUUCUUAUAAGUAACUCCAGAGUUAUUUACUCUGUUUUGUUGUACUAUAGCAGGAGUGUUUGGUGCGUAAAACGAAAUAGGUUGGACUCCAAAUUCUAGCACUUUGAGGCUGAUCGGUUUUUUUUUGGAGGGCAUCGGUGCACGGAUUACAAUGCAAAGCGUUUUGGAGGUUUGGCUCACCUUGGUGACGGUCGGCGCGCUCACAGAGGGGGCCUCUGGAGGAUACGGGCUCAGCAUGUUCGCGGCUCAGUCGUCCCCCCCGGACCCGUGCUACGACGAGAACGGGAACCCUCGGAGGUGCAUCCCGGACUUCGUGAACUCCGCGUUUGGAAAGGACGUGCGUGUCUCCAGCACCUGCGGGACCCCGGCGGCCAGGUACUGCGUGGUGACCGAGAAGGAGGAGGAGAGGACUCGGGACUGUCACACCUGCGACGCCGGAGACCCCAAGAAGUCUCACCCUCCCGCGUACUUAACGGACCUCAACAACCCGCACAACCUCACUUGCUGGCAGUCCGAGAACUACGUGCAGUUCCCGCAGAACCUCACCCUCACGUUAUCCCUGGGGAAGAAGUUUGAGGUGACCUAUGUGAGCCUGCAGUUCUGCUCACCUAGACCCGAGUCCAUGGCCAUCUACAAGUCCAUGGACUACGGCAAGUCCUGGGUGCCGUUUCAGUAUUACUCCACCCAGUGCAAGAAGAUGUACAACAGGCAGAAUAAAGCAGCGAUUACCAAGCAGAACGAGCAGGAGGCCAUCUGCACGGACUCCCACACCGACAUGCACCCUCUGACGGGGGGGCUCAUCGCCUUCAGCACCCUGGAUGGGAGACCCUCUGCGCACGACUUCGAUAACUCCCCGGUGCUGCAGGACUGGGUGACGGCCACCGACAUCAAGGUGAUCUUCAGCCGGCUGCACACAUUUGGAGACGAGAACGAGGACGACUCGGAGCUGGCGAGAGACUCCUACUUUUACGCAGUGUCUGACCUGCAGGUCGGGGGAAGGUGCAAGUGCAACGGGCACGCGUCGAAAUGCGUCAAAGACCGCGAGGGGAACCUGGUGUGUGAGUGCAAGCAUCACACGGCAGGCCCGGAGUGCGACAGGUGCAAACCGUUCCACUAUGACCGGCCCUGGCAGCGCGCCACGGCCCGGGAGGCCAACGAGUGUGUCGCAUGCCACUGUAACCUGCACGCCCGCCGCUGCCGCUUCAACAUGGAGCUGUACAAGCUGUCGGGCCGGAGGAGCGGCGGCGUCUGCCUCAACUGUCGCCACAACACGGCCGGACGCCACUGCCAUUACUGCAAGGAGGGUUACUACAGGGACAUGACCAAGUCCAUCUCUCACCGCAGGGCGUGCAAAGCAUGUGAUUGCCAUCCAGUGGGAGCAGCAGGGAAGACGUGCAACCAGACGACAGGACAGUGUCCCUGCAAGGACGGGGUGACGGGAAUCACCUGCAACCGCUGUGCUAAAGGCUACCAGCAGAGCCGCUCCCCCAUCGCCCCCUGCAUCAAAAUCCCAGUUGCAUCCCCGACAGCGUCUUACACCAGCUACGAGGAGCCGUCAGAUUGUGACUCCCACUGUAAAGCGUCCAAGGGGAAGAUGAAGAUCACCAUGAAGAAGUACUGUAAAAAAGACUACGCUGUCCAGGUUCACGUCCUCAAAGGAGACAAGGCGGGCGAGUGGUGGAAGUUCACCGUCAACAUCAUAUCCGUCUACAAGCAAGGUGAGCAUCGCAUCCGCCGCGGGGAUCAGCUGCUGUGGGUGCGCGCCAAGGACGUGGCCUGCAAAUGCCCCAAGAUCAAGCCCGGGAGGAAGUACCUGCUCCUGGGCACGGACGACGACUCCCCCGGGCAGAGCGGCGUUGUGGCCGACAAGGGGAGCCUGCUGAUCCCGUGGAAGGACCUGUGGGGCCGCCGGCUGAGGAAGUUCCAACAGCGCGACAAGAGGGGGAAGUGCUAAAAGUUGCUCAAGAGGAAGGAGAGAAUGGUGGAGGCGAAACAACUUCUCCACUGGGACGAGUAGAGAGCUGCAGGAAUGAGUCCUAAAACCCGGAUGACAGUUAGCAUUUUACCACAUCCGGUUCCCUGGUCUGGAAGUCAAUGGUUUUCUGAUUGUGUUUUUGGUUUUUAGCCUGAAAUAAGAUCUGUGGUUAACACAAGCUGAAGAGAUUUUUAAUCUACGACAUCAAAUAAAUCAGUGCUGACAUUAGACGACGUGCUACAGAAUAUAGACCUGCAGCUUUAGGACCAUUUUUGGGUCCGUUCAGUAAUGGCUAACUAAGUUGUCCAGGAAUGAGUCCUAAAACUGGGAAAUGAGGCAAUAUUUUUCUGGUAUGCUCAUCUGGAAGUUAGUUUUUUUGAUUUUGUUUUUGAUUGCUGGCCUGAAAUAAGGUCUGUGAUUAACAAAAGCUGAAGGGAUUUUUGUUCUACCACGUAAAAUACUUCAGUCAAUACCCCACUGCUGAAUUUAGAAACAGCGGUUGCUAACAAGAGUCUAAAUGAGACGACUAAACUUCAUCACGCCCAACAUUAGACCUGAAGUCAUGUGACCGUGCUGUAGUUCCUUUAUAGCCCAACAUUAGCCUCCUUUAGCUUAGCGGUGGAGACCUGAAGUCAUGUGACCGUGCUGUAGUUCCUUUAUAGCCCAACAUUAGCCGCCUUUAGCUUAGCGGUGGAGACCUGAAGUCAUGUGACCGUGCUGUAGUUAGCCUUUUACUUCAUCAGAGAGUGGUGUUAAUAUGUGGAGAUUAUCCUGCUGAACAAAACGUUUAAGUAUCGUAAACAUUUGUUUGACACAGAUCUUAUUUUCUGCAAUUGUCCAAAAUCCAAUUGGCUUUUUGUCCAGGGAGCCCCUGCAAUGCUAACUUCCGGUUCAGCCUUCAGAAAUACAUCAUCACUGCACCACCCUAUUCAAGCAAGAGGACAGGAUGGAGGAAAAACUGGAAGAAUUAAAAGAUGAAAGACAGGUUCGAGAGGCGGAGGAAAGACUGAGUGCUGCUGCUCUGAGUUGGAGCGAAGAGAUAAGUGUUUUGUUUUUUAGGAACUUUUUGUGAAGGAGCUCAUGCUACAGUUUCUGUUUGUCUUUCAAGGUUUGUUUUGUUGUGUAAUUGCAGAGUUUGCACCUACAGAUAUGUCACACCCUGACUAUUUUACCCAUGAUGCCAUUGUCUUUUAAAGUUUCAGUUGUUUUUCAGGAGCAAUUGCAUCUACUGUUUCACCCUUUAGUAUUUUAAGAGGAUCUAUUUCCAGUGUGCUGUUUAAAGCAUUAUCGAGUUAAAUGAAGAGGCAUGAGGGACUCCACUCAUGAAUGAUGAGAUCCCCCACUUUUCAAACAGAUGAAAGUGAAAACAAUGUAAAAGUAUUCCUUUGGAAACGUAAGAUGUGCCAACUCGCUCGAGAGCUACUUGCCUAUAUGUGAUCGUUACCUCAGUGAAACUAAAAUGCCAUAAUGCUCCUCUGUUUUAUUCUGUAUGGUGAUAGCAUUUCACAUUACAGUUUAAGCUCUGCGCUUUUUCGAUAUAUCAACAGUAUGUUGUGGUUGUGACCUCUGCAAUGUAAAGUAACCAUAUGUGCAUACAUAGACAUUAUUUUAGUAGAUGAUCAGCUAGAUGUAGGGUAGACGUGUCAACCAUGCACUUAUUUUUACUCGUCAAAGUUUUAGAACAUAUGAGAUAUGUUCACGUUUUAAGAGUGCCAUCCAAAAAGUUAACAAAUCCCAUAUGAUGCAAAACACUGACGGGUGUUUCUGACUGACGGUAACAACCCUGUUCAGAUUUGUCCUGCCAAGAUGUUCUCACUCGUCAAAUAUGGUAGCUUGAACAUGUUGCCCUUGGUAGACAUCAUUUUGAACAUGCAUGUUUGUCCAAAGGUUAUGUACAUUAUUUAAGUUGCAUCCGCCACUCGAGUCAUGUACGCAACUCAAAUGAUGAACCUAAGCAAUGUACAAUUAGGUAGUUGCAUCCAAGUUGUGAACGUAACUUAAGUUAAGUACGUUACCAUUUAUUCAGGUUUAGGUAACAGAACGACUUGGUUAGGUUUCUAAAAAGAUGCUCUGGUUUGAAAGAGGUCUUCUUUGUUUACAGUAGGUAAGUUAUUCAUAGACUUGAGUACAUUACGCUGGUUAACGUUCAUAAGUACUUUUAAAUAACGUUGACUGUUGGAGAUGAGCUGAACCUCUUUAAGUUGUGCAAGUUAAGUACUUUAAGUAAAGUAAACUUACAUCAUUUAAGUAGAAUACGUCAAUGUUGAGUUUUGGGGUUUAAUGUCGCUCAAGUUGUACGUAGGUUUAGUUUGUGACGUACAACUGAAGUACGAAAGUUAAAAUACACAAGUGUGGACUUUUGUAGUCAAAGGAAACAAACAGCAGUCCCUUAAGUGAAAGCUAUGUACAUAACUAAAGUUAGGGAUCUGAGUUCUGCACGUUAACAUUAGAAUAAGACGUUUACUUUUCGUUUCUUCCGGAAACAAACUGCAGCGUUUCGGUUCAAAAUCCAUUUGAGUUUUUACCCAUUCAUCCAUUCCUGACCGUCUCUUUAGACAGACGUUAAAAUACAACACUUGGCUGACCUUUUACCAGCGUGGGUUAACGUUCAAAGCUUACGGCCAGUAACCCAACUACUGCAUUUGACGAGUGAGAACGCCUUGAAACUACACAGAAGAAAUGAAGUCAUUCUCAAUUAAAGGACUAAAUAGGGUUGGAUGUCCCAAAUAUUUGCAAGUGAGAAUGAUAAAGAGAAUCUUCUCACUCAUAUAUCAACCAAUCCUCAAACCACUGCCAUAAUGCAUGCUCUCCAGUUACUGUGGCGGCCUGAUAGCUAACGAUGAUUGUGAAUUAUGUACACAUUUAAGUUGUAUACAGUGCUCAGUGUUGUGGGAAAAUAACCUGUGGAGUGAUAAGUAAAAUAUCACAGAUGUUUAUUGUACGCUGUGUCAGAUGUUCCUCAAGAGGACCGGACAUUAUCAAGACUUGGUACUCGACGAAAAGGCAUGAGUGAUUGUCUACGUGUUAUAUAGCUGUAUAGUAUUACUUUUCUAUUUUUGUUAAACAUUAACUAGAUCUAUCUCUAUGUGAACUUAACCAGAGUUUUUUCUCCUAAAGAAUAGAGGCUUAAUAAACGACGGAGGGAUAAAUGAAUGUCAGAGCGUGAGCGACCCAGAGGAACACACGCUUCCACUAUGACCACUCACACACACACACACACACACACACACAAAUACAUCCGUGCAUCAUACUGUAUGUAUUUGAAAACUACAACACAUCUGUACCGGAGUGACGCUCCCAGACGCCCGCUCUCCGUGACUCUAUCUGAUAAUGAUCUGUUUGUACAUCGGCUUGUAAAUGUUGUUUAGCGCUGUCCGUUGCAAAUGGUUGUGUACUGUCUUGUAAUACUAAUAUAUUAUGUUUAUCACAAAUGAAUAUAUUUAAUGACACAUGAAACGAAAUGUGGCUUUUGUGGUUUUUAUAUUUUACUUUUUCUUUUGCAUUGAAUUGUAGAUGGCUGUAAUGAGAAGUAUUGAUAAGUGUUUGGCUUUUGAACAGCCGCAUAGAACUGAACAUUAAUUCAUCUGAAAUAAA
Messenger RNA from Eleginops maclovinus (Patagonian blennie), 5811 nucleotides. It is a transcript of the gene ntn1b, whose product is annotated as netrin 1b. The coding region runs from base 394 to 2196 and encodes 600 amino acids. The transcript has 7 exons. The record is from RefSeq and is a predicted model, not a curated record. Gene Ontology annotation, molecular function: protein binding. Lineage: Eukaryota; Metazoa; Chordata; Actinopteri; Perciformes; Eleginopidae. Gene Ontology annotation, biological process: tissue development; animal organ morphogenesis.